AUGAGAUUCACUGAUACCGCUCUCAUCGGUGUUACUGUCGCUCUUGCUAACGCCGGCCCUGUCUCGAAGCGUGCUAUUAGCGAUACCGACGUCCUCAACUAUGCUCUCACCCUUGAGCAGCUCGAGGCCUCUUUCUACGCUGAGGGUCUCAAGAACUACACUCAGGAGGACUUUGUCAAGGCCGGCAUGGAGGAUCCUUUCUAUGCCAACCUGAAGAAAGUUGCUUCCGAUGAGAAGGAGCACGUCGAUUUCUUGACCUCUGCGCUCAAGGCUGCCGGUGCCUCUCCCGUCGCCGCCUGCACCUACAAUUUUCCAUCCACCGACGUCGGCGGUUUCCUGGCACUUGCCAGCGUUCUUGAGGGUGUCGGAGUCAGCGCCUACCUUGGAGCCGCAGCCUCCAUCAUAAGCGACACCUACCUAACAGCCGCCGGCAGCAUCCUCACCACAGAGGCCCGACACAGUGCAUACCUGCGCACCGCGCUAGGUGAAGUCCCUUUCGCCCAGGCCUUUGAUAAUCCCCUCGGGUUCAACGAGGUGUACACUGUCGCCUCCUCCUUCAUCGCUUCAUGUCCCACCAGCAACGGCGCUCUACCCGUAAAGGCCUUCCCCUCGCUCAUGAUGAGCUCGAUGGAUGCCGUGUUGACGGGCUCGAAGGUGCACCUGAUUGCUGGCAGUGGCUUCGACACGAGUACCAGUGACAUCGCUGCUGCCUUUGUCACCGUCACCGGUCCAGUCUGGGCUCCUCUCGAGUCCAUGGGUGAUGGAAAGUUCACCGUCGCUGUUCCCAAUGGCGUUGCCGGACAGAGCUAUGUCGUCUUAACUAAGGGAAACAAGCAGGUGACUGAUGACAACAUCGUUGCUGGCCCUGCUAUCGUCGAGAUUGGAAAGAAGACUGCCAUGGGUACCCCGAUUGGUAUGGCUGCUAUAGGUAUGGGUGGCAAGAAGAACAUGACAAUGCUUAGUCCUUCGAAGUCUAUGACUGGCUCCUGGAGUAGUUCUUCUGCUACCCGAUCUCCUUCUACUACUCCUGUUUACGAUGGUGCUGCUCAGAAAAUAUCCGCUGACAUUGUUAGCGUUGUUGCUGCUGGUCUUGUUGGUGCUGUGGGUCUGAUUUAA
Molecule: messenger RNA, 1116 nt
Organism: Penicillium robsamsonii
Lineage: Eukaryota; Fungi; Ascomycota; Eurotiomycetes; Eurotiales; Aspergillaceae
Product: ferritin-like domain-containing protein
Exons: 5
Coding region: 1-1116 (371 amino acids)
Source: RefSeq, a predicted model, not a curated record